This is a messenger RNA of Eublepharis macularius, 6295 nucleotides long. RefSeq lists its product as uncharacterized. The transcript is spliced from 15 exons. The coding region runs from base 333 to 5261 and encodes 1642 amino acids. NCBI's taxonomy places the organism in Eukaryota, Metazoa, Chordata, Lepidosauria, Squamata, Eublepharidae. The record is from RefSeq and is a predicted model, not a curated record. Gene Ontology annotation, biological process: regulation of transcription by RNA polymerase II. Gene Ontology annotation, molecular function: RNA polymerase II cis-regulatory region sequence-specific DNA binding; DNA-binding transcription factor activity, RNA polymerase II-specific.
CCAUGUGACCGGAGGGAUGCAUGAGAAAGAUGGAUUGGAAGCAGGAAUGUGAACGAAGAGGAAAAAAUCACGGAUUGGAGGCAAACGGAAGAUAUCCGAUAAACAUGCGGGUAAUGGGUGAAUGUGGAUUUGACCAAUGAAUGAAUGAAUAAAUAAAUAAAAGAUUGUUCUCAGCCACAAAAGCCCUGCUUUUUCUUUCAGAACCUGGACCUGUGCGGAGCUCUGAGAAAGGGCUCAGCUCACAAGGGAAGAGAUAGUCCUUGAAGAAGCUAGAAGGACUUAGGAGCCCUCAGAAAGGACUUGGCAGCUGAGCAAGAAGCUCUGGGGUCAAGAUGGGAAAUCAAAGCUUGCCUGGGCCAGAAGCAGAAAACGGCCCUGAGGCCAUCCCGGCUGGGAGCAGAGAGGAAUUCUGGGAAAUACCUGUGGGAAAGAUCCUGGCUGAUGACAGCACCAGCUCAGAUGUCCGUUGCCUGCACUUCAGGCAGUUCUGCUACCAGGAGGCUGAGGGGCCCCGAGAGACAUGCAGCCGACUCCACCAUCUUUGCCAGCUGUGGCUGAAGCCGGAAAGGCACAGCAAGAAGGAGAUGCUGGACCUGGUGCUCCUGGAGCAGUUCCUGGCCGUCCUGCCCCCGGAGAUGGAGAGCUGGGUCAGGGAAUGUAGGCCGGAGACCAGUUCCCAGGCAGUGGCCCUAGCAGAAGGCUUCCUCCUGAGCCAGGCAGAGGGUGAGAAGCAAGGAGGACAGUCUCGUGGGCUGUCCAGAGGGGCUGAUGGAGCAGAGGCGGCACCAUCCAAUCCAGGGCAGAGGCCGUUCUUCUGGGGAACCAAAUGGGAGAAUGAGCAAGGUGCCAACUUGCUGGGCAAUGGAAGGACAUUGGCAGAUGGUUCUGGACCUUUGAGCCUUUGUGAGGGCCUGGAAGUGGCCUCUGAGCCACUGGAUCAGGGGCUGGUGACACUAGAGGAGGUGUCUGUCUCUUUCACCCUGGAGGAGUGGGCUCUGCUGGAUCCGGGCCAAAGGGCUCUGCACUGGGAAGUCAUGGAGGAAAAUUGCAGGAAUCUGGCCCAUCUUGGGCAUGAAUUCCAGAGAAGGGAAGAAGAGCAGAAAAGAGGAACAGAAGGAAAAUCAAAGUGUAGCAAGAAAUCCAUUGCACCUGGAGAUACCAAUUUCCAUGAAAUUUCAGUCCAAGGACCAAUUAAUAAAAGAAACAAAAGCAGUAGGUUCACUCAAUGUACAAAACUCUUAGCUGAGAAAUCAAGCCUUGACUCACAUCAGGGAAUGCAAAAUCAGGAAAAGCUAUUGAAAGAAUCAGAGAGUGCGAUGAACUCCAAUGGAAGAAAAAGCCUUGUUUUACAGGAAGCUCUGGAGGCACAGGAGGAACCACAUUUACAUUCACAGUGUGAAAAGAGCUUCAAGUGGACCGGAGAAGUUAUUUCUCAUCAAAUGAGACCCGCACGGGAGAAACCAUAUAAAUGCUCAGAGUGUAUGAAGAGUUUCAGGGUGCGUUCGGAGCUUAUUUCCCAUCAAAGAAUUCACACAGGGGAGAAGCCAUAUAAAUGUUCAGAAUGUGGAAAGAGUUUCAGAAGUAAUGACAAACUUAAACAACAUCAAAGAACACACAAUGGGGAAAAACCAUAUAGAUGCUCAGUGUGUGGAAAGAGCUUCCGUCAGAGUUCACACCUUUGUGUCCAUCUCAGAGUACACACAGGAGUGAAACCAUAUCAAUGCUCUGUGUGUGGAAAUUGUUUUGGAAGGAAGGAAAUUCUUAUACAACAUCAGUGGGUCCACACAAGAGAGAAACCUUAUAAAUGCUCAGAAUGUGGAAGGAGCUUCAGGCAGAAUGCAGACCUUACUUCUCAUCACAGAAUCCACACACAGGAGAAACCAUAUAAAUGCUCAGAGUGUGAUAAAACCUUCACAGAGCGUGGAACACUUAGAGCACAUCAAAGAAUUCACACAGGGGAAAAUCUACAUACAUGCUUAGAAUGUGGCAAGAGCUUCAGUCAGAAUUCACACCUUCGUGUCCAUCUCAGAAUACACACAGGAGUGAAACCAUAUCAAUGCCCAGAGUGUGAAAAGAGCUUCACUCAGAAUGCACACCUUCGUGUCCAUCUCGGAAUACACACAGGAGUGAAACCAUAUCAAUGCCCAGAGUGUGGAAAUUGUUUUAGAAGGAAGGAAAGUCUUAUACAACACCAGAGGGUCCACACAAGAGAGGAGCCAUAUAAAUGCUCAGAAUGUGGAAAGGGCUUCAGGCAGAGUUCGGCGCUUGCUUACCAUAAAAAAACUCUCCAUAUAAAUGCUCAGAAUGUGGAAACAGCUUCAGAAGGAAGGACAAACUUAUACAACAUCAAAGAAUGUGUAGUGGGGAAAAACCAUGUAGAUGUUCAGAAUGUAGAAAGGGGGGGUGGCUAUGGCAGCAAUGGAGUCGGGCGCAUUUUAGAGAGCUCUGGUCUUCCCUACCAGAAGCCUCCAGUGUUAAUGAGUGGGAGCGAGCCCGGCGUCCCAGAGAAGCACCGGAAAGGGAAGGCCGGAGAGGUGAUUUCCUGCCCGCAGUCCCCGCCGUGGGAAAGCGGUCUUUGUUUUUCCCACGCGUGCGGCAGCCUCGGCUCCUCCUUCCCGGCCCGGGACCCGCCUGUUUUUUUCUAUUGUGGCCUUCAGAAAGGAUGUGGUAGCCGAGCAAGGAGAGCCUUUGGCCUUCUUGAAUCCGGGGCCAAGAUGGGAAAGCUGGACUCAGCUGGGGCUGGGGCUGAAAGAGGCCCUGAGGCCACCCAGGCUGGGAGCAAAGAGGAAUUCUGGAAAAGAACAGUGCAGAAGGCCCUGGAUGGGGGCACCACCAGCAGGGAUGUACAGCGGCAGCGCUUCAGGCACUUCUGCUACCAGGCGGCCGAGGGGCCCCGAGAGACUUGCCGCCGACUCCACGCUCUUUGCCACCAGUGGCUGAAGCCAGAAAGGCACAGCAAGAAGGAGAUGCUGGACCUGGUGAUCCUGGAGCAGUUCCUGGCCGUCCUGCCCCCAGAGAUGGAGAGCUGGGUCAGGGAAUGCGGGCCAGAGACCAGCUCCCAGGCGGUGGCCCUGGCCGAGGGCUUCCUCCUGAGCCAGGCAGAGGAGGAGAUGCACAGAGGACAGGGGCCUUCCAAAGGGGCUGCUGAUUUCCCCAAAGCCGAGAAGAUGCCAUCCAAUCUGAGGCAGAGGCUGUUCACCGGGGAGACCACCUGGGAGAAUGACGGAUGUGCCGUCUCGCUGGGACUUGAGAGCCGAGCAAGGAGCUCCUCUUGCCUUCUUGGGUCUGCGGCCAAGACGGGAAAACAAACGUCAGGUGGGCGUGAAGGAGAAAGAGGCCCUGAGGCCAUCCAGGCUGGGACCAGUGGUGAAUUCUGGGAAAGGUCUGUACCAAAAGUCCUGGCUGAUGACACCACCAGCUCAGUUGUUCGUUGCCUGCACUUCAGGCAGUUCUGCUACCAGGAAGCCGAGGGGCCCCGAGAGACAUGCAGCCGACUCCACCAUCUUUGCCAGCUGUGGCUGAAGCCGGAAAGGCACAGCAAGGAGGAGAUGCUGGACCUGGUGCUCCUGGAGCAGUUCCUGGCAGUCCUGCCUCCGGCGAUGGAGAGCUGGGUUAGGGAAUGCAGGCCGGAGGCCAGUUCCCAGGCUGUGACCACGGCAGAAGGCUUCCUCCUAAGCCAGGAAAAGGAUGUGAAGCUAGAACAACAGGAGGAGCCCAAAGGGGCUGCUCCUUUUCCCGAAGCAGAGAAGGUGCAAUCUGAUCUGUUCACCUGGGGAACAACAUGGAAGAGUAACAGAAGUGCCACUUUUACAGGUGGUGGAAGGACACAAGCAGGUGGCUCUGGACCUUCAAGCCUUUGUGGGGGCCUGGAAGCUGCCUCUGAACCUCCAGAGCAGGUUCUUGUGACUCUAGAGGAGGUGUCCGUCUCUUUCACCCAGGAGGAGUGGGGUCUGCUGGAUCCGGGCCAAAGGGCUCUGUAUUGGGAGGUCAUGGAGGAGAAUUGCAGGAAUCUGGCCUCUCUCGGGCAACCAUGCAAGAGAAAUGAGGAAAAGCAGAAAAGGGGAACUGAAGCACAAUCAAAGCAGAACAAGAAAUCCGUUGCUUUUGAAGGUGCCAAUUUUGAUGCAAUUCCAGUCCAAAAACAAAUUAAUAAUGGAAGCAAAAGGAGAAACUUUGCUCAGCAUACAAAACUCUUAAGUGGGAAAUCAGGCCUUGUGUCACUUCAGAGAAUGCAAAAUCAGAAAAAGCUGCCUGAAGAGUCAGCGUGUAUGACAAACUCCAAGGGGAGCAAAAACUUUAUUUUACAGGAAAUGUUGCCAACACCGGGGAAACCUCACAAAUGCUCACAUUGUGGAAAGAGCUUCAGGAAGAACUCAGAGCUUGAUUCCCAUCAUAGAAUUCACACAGGGGAGAAGCCAUAUAAAUGUACAGUGUGUGGAAAGAGUUUCAAGGAAGGCUCAGGCCUUAACUCCCAUCAAAGAAUCCACAAAGGGGAGAAACCAUAUAAAUGCUCAGUAUGUGGAAAGUGUUUCCGUUAUAGCUCAAACCUUACCUCUCAUCGAAGAACCCACACAGGGGAAAAACCAUAUAGAUGCUCAGUGUGUAGAAAGAGUUUCAGUUAUAGCUCAAAUCUUACCUCCCAUCAAAGAAUCCACACAGGAGAGAAACCAUAUAAAUGUUCAGAGUGUGGAAAGAGUUUCAAGGAUGGCUCUGGCCUUACUUCCCAUCAAAGAAUCCACACAGGAGAGAAACCAUAUAAAUGUUCAAUGUGUGGAAAGAGUUUCAAGGAUGGCUCAGGCCUUACUUCCCAUCAAAGAAUUCACACAGGAGAGAAAUUGUAUGAAUGCUCACAAUGCAGAAAGAGCUUCAGUUGCAAAGAGACCCUUGCUUCCCAUGAAAGAAUCCACACAGGAGAGAAGCCAUUUAAAUGCUCAUACUGUGAAAAGAGCUUCAGCGACAGAAGAAAUCUUACUUCCCAUCAAAGAAUCCAUACAGGGGAGAAACCAUUUCAGUGCUCAGAUUGUGGAAAGAGCUUUGGUCGCAAAGAGACUCUUGCCUCCCAUCAAAGAAUCCACACAGGAGAGAAACCAUUUAAAUGCUCAGACUGUGGAAAGAGCUUCAGACAGAGCGCAGGCCUUACUCACCACCAAAGAAUCCAUACAGGUGAGAAACCAUAUCAAUGCUCAGUGUGUGGGAAGAGCUUCACUGUGUAUGGAAACCUUAUUUCCCAUCUGAGAACUCAUGCAAGAAAAACCCUAUAAAUUUUCAGUGUGUGGAAUGGGCUUCAGUUUGUACAUGUCUUUUACAACCCUUUAAGAUUAAGCCCCUUCCCUUGCAGAGAAAGCAAAAAGGCAUAUCUAUGCAAUGAAAGGGGAUAGAGACUUUUCUUUUAAAGUGAAAGCUGGAAGUUCAGAAAAACUCUUGCAUCUGAUGAAGAGCACUCUGACUCUCAAAAGCUCAUACACUGGAAAUCUAGUUGGUCUUUAAGGUGCUACUGGACUUGAAUCUUGCUCUUUUAUUACAAUGGUAUAUUCAUAUAGUGAUGUAGCCAGUUCAUUAUAAUGCAUUUCUUUCUUUGUAACAUUUCUUUGUUCUGUAAAAAUGCUUGUCACAUGUCACCAGAGGUUGCAAUUCCACAUAGUUUCUAGGUACAAGAUAAAUCAAGUGGACAGUGGUUAGACAAACAAGUGAACUUGGAAUUCUGGUGUGCACUCAAGUGAUAGUAAAGUCAAGCAGGUUAUCUCUGCCCUUACAUCAGUUGUUUGUCAAAAUUCCUUUGUCUGUAAAAGUGUCCCAAAACAUUUAUUUUUAAAUUAAUUUAUUUAUUGAUAGUCCCCCUUGCUCACUGAGGGCCAAGCUACACAUGACGAAUGACACUUGAACGGCAAGUGGAUUGAGUGGAGGGCAAGUGAACAGGGAGAAAUACACUUGCUGUUCAAGUGUCAUUCGUCAUGUGUAGCUUGGCCCUCAGAUGCAAGGUGGAUUACACGACUCGUCAGCUACCCAUGCUGAUAACAGUUGUAUGUCCACAGCUAUGUAACUUUUUUUUCUCUAUCUUUGUGAAUGUUUGGUUAUUCUGAGCUUGUUCUUGUUCUCAAAUAUAAGUUUUUUUCACAGAUCACUGUUUUGGGUUUCUGUGUUAAAACUGCCACUAAAAUAUUACUCGAAAAAGAUUGAAGAAAGGGAGAGGGAUAGAUUGCACUCCUUUCCCCUCCCUUGCAGCGGCUUUCUACUGGAAGGAGUUAUGUGUUGUUUUUUCUUUUAUCUUUCUUGGCUCUGCUAUUUUAAUUGGAAA